Salmo salar (Atlantic salmon) is the source of this 792-nucleotide messenger RNA. Its product is annotated as MICOS complex subunit MIC26. Gene Ontology annotation, biological process: cristae formation. The record is from RefSeq and is a predicted model, not a curated record. Gene Ontology annotation, cellular component: MICOS complex. Lineage: Eukaryota; Metazoa; Chordata; Actinopteri; Salmoniformes; Salmonidae.
UGGCUGCUGUGCCUGUAACUCUCAGCCUGAUGUCAGGUACUGUGUUUGCUGCCGCCGAGGACAAGCCCAAUGUCACCUUAAAUACAAAUGAGCUCUCCCGCUACACUACACCGCAGCAGAAGUUCCGCUAUGUGGAGCCAGAUAUAGGGCACUUGGAGCCAGGUGUUACCACUCUAAGGAAACUGGCAGAGCCAUAUGUUACUUGGUGUCAGGGUGUCAUUGCAAAAGUGAAGCCCAAGGUUGAAAGUGCCAUCCAAUUAGGAAGUGAGACCUUCACAUUCCUACAAAACCCUCCUGCUGAAUUCUACCCCCGGGUUGCGGUCAUUGGAUUUCCUGGUAUCAUUGGACUCUUUCUUGCAAGAGGCUCAAGGGUGAAGAAGCUCAUCUACCCUACAGGGCUGAUGGCUGCGGGAUACUCUAUGUACUACCCCCAAGUGGCCGCAUCAAUCACCAAGAACACAGGAGACUCGUUGUACGAUUUCGCCCUGCAGGGCUACGUUAAUGUAGAGAAAGUUUUCAACUCCGCCACCACACCAGUAGAGGGGAAGGUGAGCUCAUCCUGUCAGGUCCAAAACUAGUACAGAUUAUUUGUGGGCUCCCAAGGCACAGCAUCGCAGUGCUAGAGGCAUCACUACAGACCCUGGUUCAAUACCAGGCUGUAUCACAACCGGCCGUGAUCGGGAGUCCCAUAGGGCGGCACACAAUUGGCCCAGCGUCAUCCGGGUUAGAGGAUGGUUUGGCCGGGGUAGGCCGUCAUUAUAAGAAUUUGUUCUAAGUGGACUUGCCUAGUUA